GAAGAGGACAAGAUUUCUGUGUUCAAGCAAAUUGGUAUAUUUCUCAUGGCCUGUUGCCACGGUUUUGUGGAAUGUAUCAUUGAAAUGAAGUGCAGUAGCGAGCUCACAAAGUAUGGCCUUGCUGUGAUCAAUUGGAUGUUUGACAUCUGUGGGAAAGACCAAGCUCUUGUCCAUGACAUUGGCUGUUUGUCAUACAAGACAGUUGCUGCUAGUUCCAUUGGUGCCAAGGCAGACAAGCACAGCCUUAUCAUUGCAGUCAAUGCAUUACAUGGGUAUGCUCACAACCGUCCAUGUCAGCCCGCAAAUCAUCCAUUGUAUCUGGAUAGCUUUGGGAUCAAGGACUUAGAGACCUGCGAACAGAUUUUUUCGAGUUCCAACAGUGCUGCUUCACUCAUCUGCCACUGUCAUAUUGUUAAGACUGUGCUCAGGGGUAAAGCGGAGUCUGAGGGGCUCGGCUUCAGCUCGUAUGCUGUGCCCCUUACCUGA
Molecule: messenger RNA, 486 nt
Organism: Suillus paluster
Lineage: Eukaryota; Fungi; Basidiomycota; Agaricomycetes; Boletales; Suillaceae
Exons: 2
Source: RefSeq, a predicted model, not a curated record